Molecule: messenger RNA, 2920 nt
Organism: Thamnophis elegans (Western terrestrial garter snake)
Lineage: Eukaryota; Metazoa; Chordata; Lepidosauria; Squamata; Natricidae
Product: zinc transporter ZIP5-like
Biological process (GO): intracellular zinc ion homeostasis; zinc ion import across plasma membrane; BMP signaling pathway
Cellular component (GO): membrane
Molecular function (GO): zinc ion transmembrane transporter activity
Source: RefSeq, a predicted model, not a curated record
UCUGCUCCAAAAUAGUCCACCCAUCCAUCAGGCAGAUCCAAACCCAGACGAAAGCAAAAUUGCUCCAAUUAAAAGGUCUGAUACCUGCCUCUGUCUCUUAAAAUCAGAUAUUAUUAUUUGCUCUAGGGUUGCUGUUUGACUUGGUGCUCAAGGCAGCCGGAAGAAGCAGGCACCAACCAAGACGUGCAAUUAUCUACAAGCAUCUCAUCUGGAUCUCCAUUACUCAAGAUAUUCAAAACGGUCGAAGGCUGGUCAGCAAUUCCAAAUUUUAUCCUAGCCUGGGCAUCGUGAAAGGGUCAGUGCAGGCCCCUGUUGAUGGACCAGCGGAUUCUGAGAUCCCCUCUGGCCAGAUUCUGCGUGGCUUGGCUCUCCCUGCAGGCCAUAUGCCGUUUUGUCCAGGGUGAGCCGCGUGACUUGCUGGCUAGCGAAGUUGCUGGGCCUCCGCUGGAAGACGCCACCCAAGAGCAUGGUUACUACCUGCAGCAAUUGUUUCGGCAAUAUGGUGAGAACGGCACUUUGUCCUUCGAGGGUCUGACCCGCCUCCUGCUAAGCCUGGGGCUGGGGAAGGUGCAGGUGGUGGAGAUUGAACACGAGGAACUGGGACACGGUCAUGUCUCCCAUCUGGACAUCCUUGAGGUGCAGGAGAACAAGCACCUGCACUCCCACUCGGCACUGGAUCACAUCAGCAAGACAGAGCACGGGGCCAAGACUCAAGUGGAGACUGUCACCACCACCAGCCCAGGAUUCUCUCCGCUGGAUCCUGAACACCAUACCCCGGUUUCUCCUACCAUCCAUGAGGUCAGCCAUGUCCUCAAGCCCAGCUUUGGGCAAGGCCGAGGGAAAUCUGACAAGGAGAAAGAGGGGAAAAUUUUCAUGUCUCCCCAUGGACAUUCAAAGCUGAACUUUCUGGAGGGAGUCAUUUCCUUGGAUCAUUCUGUCUUCAAUCACCUGCAUGAAGAUUGCCUCAAUGUGUCUCAGCUACUUGUCAAUUUUGGCAUGAAUACCGUUUCCAAAAUCACUCCAGAACAGUUCACCCUGCUGUGCCCAGCCCUGCUCUACCAGAUCGAUAGCCGUGUUUGCAUCCAGCACUUGGACGAUGUGACUUUCGACACGGCCGGGAAUUCCCUCUGGAUUGGCCUGGGCUGGGGAUUUUUGGCUAUCACCCUGACCAGCUUGCCCUCAGCACUGGCCAUCAUCUUGGUGCCCCUACUCAGUGGAGAAAUCUUCCAGUUCCUCCUGACUUUUCUGGUGGCGUUGGCUGUGGGGACAUUGUGUGGGGAUGCUUUGCUGCACCUCUGGCCACACGCACAAGUGAGCUCCCACGGCUUGCUGUCCUCAGAAGAAGAUGGCAUUCUGAAGGGUCUAUGUGUCCUAGGAGGCAUUUACUUUCUCUCCUCACUGAGAAUCUCAUGGGAACCCUCAACCAAAUCGUGCAAAGUGGGUGCUGAAUGCAGAGUCGAGAGUGGCCAGAAGAGGACACUGGAAAUGUAUAUGGCGAAGUCCAAGACUCGCUCCAUUCAAAUUCGCAACUCAGAAGAUCACAGGACAAGCCUGGAGAAGCAAAGAGAAGAGAUAGAUCACCAUGGUCACUCCCACAGCCCAGCUGGGACUCUCAAGGCUGGGAUAGCUGACAUCGCUUGGAUGGUUAUCCUUGGGGAUGGGGUACACAAUUUCACAGAUGGAUUGGCAAUAGGGGCUGCCUUCUCGGAUGGACUCUCCAGUGGCUUAAGCACUAUGUUGGCAGUCCAGCAUGAACUUCCCCAUGAACUGGGAGACUGUGUCCUAAUCCGGGCGGGCAUGCCACUCCGAUGGGUGCUGUUGUUUAACCUGCUGUCUGCUUUCCUGGCUUAUUGGGGCAUGGUGUUAGGGACAAUUGUCAGUCAGAGCACUUCCCAAGUCACUCCCUGGAUCUUUGCCAUCACAGCUGGUGUUUUUCUUUAUGUAGCUCUGGUUGAUAUGCUACCUGAAAUGUUGCAGUGGCAUUCUACCAGCAGCAAAAAAAGAUCCUGCAGACACUUCCUUCUCCAGAACCUAGGAUUUCUCAGUGGAGGUGGCCUUAUGCUCUGCAUUGCUCUCUUCGAAGAACACAUCAGUGUCCGCAUGAAUGAGUAGGGCAUUUCAAAAGGAAUUCCCAGCUGCAAGGCAAAAAGCACUCCCGGCUCCAUUGUCAGUUAUGACUGUCUUCUUUCCUGGAGCUGAAAAGGCAGCUGUAAAUUCCUUCACUGCAAUUGAGUAAUCCAAGGAAGUUGGAGAGGCGAACAAAAGAAAGUUUGGGAGAGUGGGACAAACUCUUUUGCUGACUGCCCCGAUCCUGUGUUCAUGAGUAUGGUGGCAGUAAAACUUUGUGCCAUGAAAAUUUAUGUCUUGAUUCAGCCUGCUUGACGUUAAAAAAUAAAGCAGGUUGCCACUAAAAUUAGCAUGCUGAAAACCCAUUAUAUUUUGUUGAAUGGAAGAGGGGGCAAGUUGUCUUAGGAGAGAAUGGAGCUAAUUUAAAUGUAUUGUUUUAACAUAAUGUAAAAUUAUUUUAAAAACCGUACCUAUUCUAGGUUGAUUCUAGUACGGUACCAGGUACUCAUGGUUCCUACUGCAUUUUGGUUAAAUAAGGGUUUUAAAAGCAGCAGUUAUCCCAGGUUAGAAAUCUGGGUCUUCAAAGACACAAACACCCAGUUAAACCUGAGGCAGCAUCCAAGAGGAGCUUGAGAGUAGUUGUCUGUGAUGAGAAGGGAGGACUCCUGUAGGUAUAUGCAUAGGACAAAUAUAGAACAGAGAAGCUAGAUAAGGGCCACCUUUUUCCAGCUACAAGAGGCAGAAACAGGAAGAUGCUCGGACACCAACCCUGCAUUAAUGUCUCUUCUGAAGGAAUCUAAGAAAGUCCCAGCAGGAGAAGCAAUAAAAGCCCUUGCUAAAAGGGCAGAUGAAA